AUGGUGCACGUGCCCAGCGACCCCCGGUGGAGCACAGGUCGCCUCAAGACCUUUGCGCAGGCGCGUCACUGGCGCCAGGCAUUGAAGCACUUGGAGGUCUUAGGCCAGAAAGCCUUCAAGUUCAACAUCAUCCACUGCAAUUCGGCUCUGGCCGCCUGCGCCUGGCCUCUGGCCGGACACCUCCUGCGACACGCGGAGCGACACGCGGAGCGCGCCGGCGCGGACGCCUUCACGGUGAACUCCGCGUGCGCGGCGUGCGAGCGCCGUGGCCGCUGGGGCGAGGCGCUGCAGCUGCUGGCUUGGGCCGCGCGUGGUGCUCUGCGCUGCGAGGUGCUGGGCUACAACGGCGCCAGCAGCGCUGCGGCCAAGGAUGGCAGGUGGACGCAGAGCAUGGAGGUUUUGAAGGAGAUGCGCACCAACACCUUGCAGCGGACGGUCAUCAGCUUCGCUGCGCUCAGCGUGAAGUGGCCCUGGGCGCUGGAGACGCUGGAGCUCAUGCGUCACUGCGAUGCUUCUCCAGGCGCCUAUCACGUGAACGGUGCCAUCACCAGCUGCGGUGCCUCCCAACUCUGGCGCGCAGCGCUGUUCCGCGUUGGAGACGCUGCGGCGGACGUGGUGGGGUGCAAUGCGGCUAUGAGCGCCUGUGAGUGGCUUUGGGCCGCGGAACUGCUGGAGUGCAUGGCAGCGAUGGGAUCAAUCCAACAGGACAUCAUUUCCUUCAACGCCUUGCUGAACGCCUACAGCGCUGAAGAUCUAUGGCCAAGAGCAGUAAAUCUUUGGCGGCUCCUCGAAGGGCGAGAUGUGGAACCCAGCACCGUGACAGCCAACUGCCUGAUUGGCUCGGCUGCAUGGCCAGAGGCUUGGCAGUGCCUGCAUCGCUUCCUCCAAGGCGGCGUGGAGGUGGAUGUGAUUGGGGUGAACUCUGUGAUCUCGAGCGACUGGCGCAUGGCUCUGACCUGCGAGCACUUCUUCGCCCGAGCGGGCCUCCGCCGCACCUUGAUCACCUACGGCGCGCUGACCUCCACCACUGCGUCCGGUCCUUCACCGAGCGCCUGGUCGCUGGCGCAGGCGGUGUGGGCGCAGCAGGCGCAGCAGGGCGCCGCGGCCGAGGCGGUGGGGCAAAGCGCGAUGCUGAAGGCUUGGGCGGAUGGCCAACAAUGGAGGUGGGCGCUGGAGAUGCCUCCCUCCGACCUCAAUGGCUACGGCGCCCAGCUGAACGCCUUGAGCUCCGUCGGCCGCUGGCGCGCCGCGCGGGCCGCGCUUUCGUCCGCUGCGCUUUCAGCGACGCUUUCGGCGACCCGCGUCCUGCGGUCGGCUGUGUGUUGCCACAGCGCGGUGGCGGGCUGUGAGCGGGCCGGUGCCUGGGAGCAAGUGCUCUUGCUGGAAAUGGCCAUGUUCAACAGUUCGAGUCGAUGGCGUACAUCACCAGAUGGGUGCAGGUCCCUGCAGCGAUCGAAAGCAAAACAUGAGGCCAUACGAGGUCGGGCGCUGAACCGGAUCAUGCUGAACGCAGUGGUGAGCGCCCGUGAGAAGGGCGGCCUUCUGGCGGGGAAAGAACUCUUCGACGCUGCAGAGAGGGAAAGACGGCAAGCUGCGAUGAGAUUUUUUGGCGCGUUCACAUGCUUGUUUUGGUGUUGA
Molecule: messenger RNA, 1638 nt
Organism: Durusdinium trenchii
Lineage: Eukaryota; Dinophyceae; Suessiales; Symbiodiniaceae
Source: the annotation of a GenBank genome assembly